Messenger RNA from Triplophysa dalaica, 641 nucleotides. It is a transcript of the gene hbbe1.1, whose product is annotated as hemoglobin beta embryonic-1.1. The record is from RefSeq and is a predicted model, not a curated record. The transcript has 3 exons. The coding region runs from base 96 to 539 and encodes 147 amino acids. Gene Ontology annotation, biological process: hydrogen peroxide catabolic process; oxygen transport. Lineage: Eukaryota; Metazoa; Chordata; Actinopteri; Cypriniformes; Nemacheilidae. Gene Ontology annotation, cellular component: haptoglobin-hemoglobin complex; blood microparticle; hemoglobin complex. Gene Ontology annotation, molecular function: heme binding; oxygen carrier activity; haptoglobin binding.
GAUACGCGUUUAAAAGAUCCUCACUGAAAGCUCACUGUUCACAGGUCUUCUAAACUUGUUAUCAAGGCACUUGUCUGAAACUCCAAAGCGUAAACAUGGUUGAGUGGACAGAGUUCGAGCGCGCCACCAUCCAGGACCUUUUCUCCAAGAUGGACUACGACACUGUGGGUCAACAAUCCCUUGCAAGAUGUCUUAUCGUCUACCCCUGGACCCAGCGGUACUUUGGCAACUUUGGAAACCUGUACAACGCCGCCGCCAUCAUGGGAAACCCGAAGGUUGCUGCUCACGGCAAGGUUGUCAUCCACGGGCUGGACAGAGCUGUGAAGAACAUGGACAACAUCAAAGCAACCUAUGCCGAACUAAGUGUUCUGCACUCCGAGAAACUCCACGUCGAUCCUGACAACUUCAGGCUUUUGGCUGACUGCAUGACCGUCGUUGUUGCCGCACAACAGGGAGCUGCAUUCACACCUGAUGUCCAGGCCGCUUUACAGAAGUUCCUCGCUGUUGUGGUCUCCUCUCUUGGAAGACAGUACCACUAGAGACCAAACAUGCUUUGACUGAUGAACAAAGAGCCAACUGAUGUUUCGACAAAAUAAUGUGUUCUUCUAUGUUAAAGCAAAUAAAUGUUUCAGUAUUCAAUA